Aspergillus wentii DTO 134E9 is the source of this 789-nucleotide messenger RNA. RefSeq lists its product as uncharacterized. NCBI's taxonomy places the organism in Eukaryota, Fungi, Ascomycota, Eurotiomycetes, Eurotiales, Aspergillaceae. The record is from RefSeq and is a predicted model, not a curated record. Bases 1 to 789 code for a protein of 262 amino acids. The transcript is spliced from 2 exons.
AUGUGGACUCUCUGGGUCAUCCCUCUUCUUGUUUCUUAUUGUCUAGCAGCCUGUUCCUCCGAGCGUCUUCCCCUGCCCGGAAGCUAUGCAGAUGGCAAGUUUGACUAUCCGGAUGGAACUGCUCAGUGCUUCACGCAGGGCUCUUCUAUGAACGUCAGCUGGGAGACCAAGUAUAGCACCUCCAAUCUAUGGUUGAUCCAUGGUGAUAACUACAACAAUCCCACGGGCCUUGCCUUGAAUACAGGAACCAAUUGGUAUGAGUGGAAGGUUGACUAUAAUACAAACAACCAUUCCAUGCCAUUCUCUUUCCGAGUCGUCGACACCCAGGGAACAUCAAAAGAGCAAGCACAAGGCGGCUUCGUGAGUGGACAAUUCUAUGUCAGUUUCAAUUCUGCCUCAUCCACCGCUACCACGACAUCUACCUCGUCAGCGACAAACACGGGAACAUCAACACGGGAACCUACCACAUCACCCACUACUACCGAUUCAACCAGGAGUGCGAGCAGUGGCAGGUCUUCCCAUGGCACUACGCUUGGUCUAGGACUUGGUGUGGGACUGGGAGUAGCGGCUUGCAUUGCUGGUGCCGUCGCUUUCUUCUUUUUUCACAGAAAGAACUCACCAUCUAGCUCCCAAUUCUCGAGUGUCCCCAACAAAGAACCCUCGGAACAACCUACAGAGCAGCAGCCUAUAUACGAGGCGGGAGGACAGAGUACCCAGGAGUUAUCCGGAGACAAUAGCUGGAACAGCGGCGCUGGACACGGGACAAACCAACGAUUUGAGAUGGCCUGA